Molecule: messenger RNA, 1959 nt
Organism: Cyprinus carpio (common carp)
Lineage: Eukaryota; Metazoa; Chordata; Actinopteri; Cypriniformes; Cyprinidae
Gene: septin5a
Product: septin-5
Biological process (GO): regulation of exocytosis; cytoskeleton-dependent cytokinesis
Cellular component (GO): septin complex; synaptic vesicle; septin ring
Molecular function (GO): GTPase activity; molecular adaptor activity; GTP binding
Source: RefSeq, a predicted model, not a curated record
CUGCUCACUCUCUCUCACUCACUACUCUUUUGUCAGUCUUUCAUUCAGUCAUGUGGGGAUUCCUCUGCCUGCCUGUCUGAACACGGCGCGCUGGGAUGUGCCACGGGAAAGAGACAGACAGAAAACAGACAAAAGGAAACCAGAGAGGGUAUAUAGAGACAGAGAGUGAUAAAGUGAGGGUCACGCAGGUUUAAAGAGGGACAGCACACAUUUCUGAGACGUCUGGUUCAGGAUGGACACCAUGAUGCUGCAGGAGAAACUAGUGGAGAAACUUCUGUGUCCCCGAACCAGAACCACCCGACAGAAGGACAAACAGUAUGUUGGCUUUGCUACGCUUCCUAAUCAAGUCCACAGGAAGUCAGUGAAGAAGGGCUUUGACUUCACUCUGAUGGUGGCAGGUGAAUCUGGAUUGGGAAAGUCUACUCUAGUUAACAGCCUCUUCCUCACAGAUCUCUAUAAAGACAGAAAAUUACUAAAUGCAGAAGAGCGUAUUAAUCAGACAGUAGAGAUCACCAAACACACGGUCGACAUCGAGGAGAAAGGAGUCAAACUCAAACUCACCAUUGUGGACACACCGGGGUUUGGAGACGCGGUCAAUAACAAUGAAUGUUGGAAGCCCAUCACAGACUACGUUGACCAGCAGUUUGAGCAGUACUUCAGAGACGAGAGUGGACUGAACAGAAAGAACAUAUUAGACAACAGAGUGCACUGCUGUCUGUACUUCAUUCCACCGUUUGGACACGGUUUGCGGCCGGUAGACGUGGAGUUCAUGAAGGCGCUGCAUGAGAAAGUGAACAUCAUUCCUCUGAUCUCUAAAGCGGACUGUCUCACUCCUAAUGAGGUCAAAAAGCUCAAGGGCAGGGUGCGAGACGAAAUCGAGCACUUCGGGAUUAAAGUGUAUCAGUUCCCUGAGUGUGACUCUGAUGAAGAGGAGGAGUUCAAACAGAUGGACAAAGAGCUGAAGGAGUGCACUCCGUUCGCUGUCAUCGGCAGUAAUACAGUGGUGGAGGCCAGAGGUCAGAGGGUCAGAGGUCGUCUUUACCCCUGGGGCAUCGUGGAAGUGGAGAAUCAGUCUCACUGUGACUUUGUGAAACUGAGGAACAUGCUGAUUCGCUCUCACAUGCACGACCUGAAAGACGUGACGUGCGACGUGCACUAUGAAAACUACAGAGCCAACUGCAUCCAGGAGAUGACCAGUAAACUUGCGCAGGAUAACCGUACGGACAGUCCACUACCCAUCCUGCCUCUGCCAACACCAGACGGUGAGACAGAGAAACUCAUCAAGAUGAAGGAUGACGAGCUGAAGAGAAUGCAGGAGAUGCUGGAAAAGAUGCAACAACAGAUGCACGAGAAAGACCAGUGAUGCUAACACCCACACACACACACACACACUACAGCCCUCACAGCAGCCCUCAGAUGUGAAUGCAUUUAAAUGAUACUGUACAAAUGUAAUAUCUACAGGCCUGACCCUCAGAUCCGCUCUGUUCAUCUGCUCGGCGCUUCUGUCUGCCUGCAUCAAAUACAGUACCGCUGUCAUGUGAUUCAUCAUCAACGUACAUAAACCAGUCUGACUUAAAUUCACUUCUGAAGGUAUCUCAUUUAUAUUGACUUUUUGUGUGUGAGUUGUUUUCUGAAACAGUGCGGGGGUUCAUGAAUGUGUGUGUGUGUGUUUGGAGAGACAGUGAUGUUCUUUUUGCUAUGAAUUUUUUGGGUUCGAUGGCAGUUUUGAUUUUUAUAGUGCUUGAACUCAGUGAAUGUGAACAUACAGUACGGCUGCAAUAACUGUUACCAAUAAACAUUCUCAGUUCAGAUGGCUGGAUUUAGCUUGUUUUAUAACAACCAUAAUCAGAAUAAAUUCUAUUGUUAUUAUGAGUGUUAAUGGCCUUUAAUAAUUUAUAUUAUGUCAAUUGUUUAUGUAAAUCUUGAAGUAAAGCUUGCUAAUAAAUGUGAAUAAUUUAA